AUAAACAUAAACUAAGCAAGUGUGUAUAGCCGUACACCCCAAAGUCCAACUCUUAUGGGGUUUCCAGGACAAAGUCAAACUAAGCAAGGCCAUGGAAGUUGAAACAGGAGACUUCCCUGUUGGAUCAUCAUCUAUAGUCUUCGGUUCAACUGAGCGUUAAGCUCUGAGUUCUAAAAUGUCUACUUCAGGGAAUGAAGAUUAUAAUCAGAGGAAUACUCCGGUCAUGGAAGAUUCUUCUUCAAUGACGAUCGAAUUUCUUCGGGCACGGUUAUUGUCUGAAAGAUCAAUCUCACGAGCAGCAAGACAGAGAGCUGAUGAACUGACCAAGAGGGUUGCACAGCUGGAGAAACAGCUUAAGACUGUCAUUCUUCAAAGAAAGAAAGCUGAGAAGGCCACAGAAAAUGUCCUCGCUAUUUUAGAGAACCAUGGUAGCAUCGGUGAUGAUGCUUCAGAUGAUUUCGACUCCGGUUCCGAUCAGGGUACUGAUUUUCCCCUUUGUAAUGAUGAGUGCAAGGAUGAUGAGUAUUCAAUGGACAUAAAUAUGGAGGUCCGAGAUAUUAAUGGGGAGACCAACUCAAACUCUGAGGUUGAAUCCUCUCCACAUAUUGGUAGAAACUUGUCUUGGAGAAGUGGCAGAGAAUCUCUGCAUUCUUUGACUCAGAGGAAAUACAUGAGCUCUUCUAGAAGGUCAUGUAGUUUUGCAUCAAGUGCUUCUUCAUCCAAGCUUGUUGGUAAAUCAUGUCGGCGGAUAAGGCAUGGCAAAACAAUAUCAGCUGUUGAAGAGACGUAUGGUGACUCUACUGCGCAAACUGCUAAGUAUGAUUCGGGAACCACACACACCCAGGAUCUUAACGGAUUAACAGACUUUGGUAUUGAGUCACCAAGAGGUGGCAUUCAACGCUGUGCUGAAAAUGGUGAAUUGGAAUUUCCUUCUUUUCAGGUACUUAAAAGUCAAACUCAAGCAGAUAAUAGCAGCAGUUUAAACCGCCACAUACAUGUGGGUGACAAAGCCAUGCAAAAAGCUAUACAACACCAAGCAGAACUUAUAGGUCAGUAUGAGGCUGAGGAGAGAGCACAGAGAGAGUGGGAAGAAAAAUACAGAGAAGAUUCCAGCUUUAUGCUGGAUUCUUCACGUGACCUGGGAAGCCAUUCAGACAUGACAGAAGAAAGAGAUGACAUGAGAGCAGCAUGUCAUAAUCAGCCACCAUCAUCUCCUAAGAACAUAGAACAUGAGAUGGUAGGUAGUAGACACUCAAAUGAAGCUCAAGAUGAUCAUUCUCCAUCCCGUAGUAGACACUCAAAUGAAGCUCAAGAUGAUUUUUCUCCAUCCCCACCACCACCUGUCAAAAUGAACUGCAACAAAACAAAUGCUUCCGGGUCAUCGUCACCGGAGUUCGCUUUCCCUUCUAUGUUAAAGGUAGACAACUCGUUAGAACAACACGCUUCAUCCUCUUCUAAUUCACGAAAUCCUGACAACAUUUCCGAAGGAAAAUAUGAGCUUGCUUUGGUUUCAAACGAGGCAAACAGAAAUGUCAAGAACGUCCUUGGGGCACUUGAACAAGCUAAACUUUCACUGAGAGGAAAUCUCAGCAGUAGCUUCCAACAGGUACAAGGCGACAGUCUUUUUAGAUUACCAACAGACUUACGCUGGAAUCCAACAACUUCACCGAGAAUAAUCUACUCUUCUCCUCCACUAUUCAGAGUGGCCAAACGUACCCCUGCUGAAGCUUCUUCUGAUGUGUUCUACCGCAGCAAUUUCAUGGAGACUAGAAAUGCAGAAGCAUGGAGGCCACCAAUGUUCAAUCCAUUUUCCAAUAUACCCUCGUUCACAGGAUUAUUGCCAAAAUUAUCCUCUCCUAGUGGGUUCUCACCCACCAUUCCUUCGACACGCUUCUCACCUCCAGAUUAUCUUAUCAGACCACAUACGUAUAGGUAGUACUGAUCUCGCCUUCUCUUUUCCAUUCCAGUUAUGGCUAUUCAUUAGAACUGUAUGAGCUCACAUAUGUAUUUGUAUAUUAGUAUGUAUUUAUAUAUUAAUCACUAACACAUACAUGUACAUGCAUGUAUUUAUGUGUAUGUGUGUGUAGGAAAGGCUUGGUGCCGAAUGCUUUAAUCGGUUGUACGUUGUAUUAUCAUCUUAGAUUUACUUGACAUGUAUGCUUGUAAGUUGUAACGGAUGGAUAUGCAGCCUGUAAAGAUAAUAAAAUAAUACAAGUAUUCAUAGACUUGUUAAAAAUGCACAAUAUAUUGCAUCUAAUAAGUGCCUAACUCCAC
Cuscuta europaea is the source of this 2274-nucleotide messenger RNA. Lineage: Eukaryota; Viridiplantae; Streptophyta; Magnoliopsida; Solanales; Convolvulaceae. The record is from the annotation of a GenBank genome assembly.